UUCAUAUGGCGUUCUGAAACGUUAUCUCCGUCUUCAAUCCAGGGUUAGGGUUAGCUUUCUGAUCUCCCAUGUCCUUCGUUAAUGUCAUCUAGGGUUUCAAAAUUUCUUCCGUCAUCAGGAGAAAAACUUUAUUCUCCUGUUUUCGGCAUCUAGGUUUACGAUUUCUCAGCAGAAGCACUUGUUGUUUCUUCUUAUUAGGCGUCUAAAGGUUUGAUUCCUUUAGGGUUUACGGUUUUUUUUUUAUAUUUUCUAGGUUUAAUAGCAGGAAUGGCUUCAUUGAUAGCGAUUUCUUCUGCUAUUAAAUCGAUCGAUACAAAGAAGGAUGACCUUCGUAAGGCAUUCGAAGAUCUCCAAGCACACUCUUCUUCCCUUGCUUCUUUCACCCUUCAAUGGAAGGAUCUGGAGGAGCAUUUGGACUCGAUAAAGAGUUCUAUAGAGAAACGGUUCAAGGAACUUGAAUCUACCGAGCCACAAGCCGGUGAUGGAAAGGCUGUGGAAGAAUCUUCUCCCAAAAAGCCUGAGUCUAAUAGGAAACAGUCUUCUUCGGCGGUUGUGCCAUUGAAGAAGGAAGAGGAGUCGGAAAUUAUUCCUCGGCCUGAGUUGAAAUCCUUCUGUACUAAGAUGGAUGGAAAGGGUUUGCGUUCUUAUGUAAUCGACCAUCGUAGGGAGUUGCCUGUGAUCCGGAGUGAAGUUGCUGUUGCAUUUAAAUCGGCACCGGAUCCGGCUAAGCUUGUUUUAGAUGCAAUGGAAGGUUUCUACCCUCCCAAUUCCAAAGGAGAUAAGGAUGCUGAUUUGGCUGCUAUUAGAAGAACUUGUAUUCUUUUACUAGAACAGCAAACGAUGAUCUCACCAGAAAUUAAACCUCAGUUGAAGGAGAGAGCGACGAAAUUGGCCAUUGAGUGGAAAACGAAACUUACUCCAGGCGGUGAAAAUCAUCUAGAGGCCUUGGCCUUUUUGCAGCUUCUUGCUACCUUUGAUUUGGUUGGCGCAUUUAGUAUAGAUUAUCUUCUUGAUAUUUUUGUGACUAUUGCUCGGCGCAGACAGGCUAUUGAUUUGUGUCGAGCGCUUGGUUUCACAGAAAAUAUUCCUGAUUUUAUUCAGAAACUCACUAGUAAGGGGAAGCUUCUUGAAGCUGUAAAAUUUGUGUUUGCAUUUGAUCUUGCUCACAAGUUUCCACCAGUACCUCUCCUUAAAAAUUACAUUAAGGAGUCCAAGAAAACAGCACAGGAAAUUCGCAAAAAGGGAAAUCAUUCCACUCAGUCGCAGAAUGAGGCUACGGCCAGGGAAUGUGCUGCCUUGAAGGCAGUAAUUAAAAACAUAGAAGAACACCACCUUGCGUCCCAGUACCCACCCGAGAAUCUUCAGAAGCGCAUGGAACAGUUGGAGAAGCAGAAAGCAGAGAGGAAACGCCCUGCAGCAGCUCCUGCAUCUAAGCAGCAGACUGGAAGUAAACGUUCUCGCCCAUCAGCUCCUGCCGUUGCAGCUCCUGCUGCCUCUGCCGCGGCUUCCUCUUACCCGAAAACCAUGUCUGGGACUCCUACCUCUCUUCACUCGAUUGCUCAGAUGCAGCAAUCUGGCCUUUUACCAGAACGAGCUGCUCCCUAUAUGGGUUCAGCAGCUGGGCCGUAUGGCUUGCCAGGUCCUUCUUCUAUAGCACAUUAUGGGAGUUCAUCUUCUGGACUGUACGGGUUUGCUGAUAACCCAGUCAAUUUUGGUGGAAACCUAAGCCCAGCUAGGUCCCACCUUUAUUCUUCUCUUCCAUCUCACCCUUCGCACCCAUCACAAUCUUCUCUUCCAUCUCACCCUUCUGGUCUUUACGACAGGUCUUUGAGCUAUGAUAGCUAUGGCUUACCAUCUCAGUACCGGCCUUCUUCCUAUUACCCAUGAAAGGUUCCUACCUUUUCCCAAAUGACAUCUUAUGUCAUUGUACAGAGAAGUCUUGUUUGCAGAAGUUUAACAAGGUUUAUUAUAUUUCUGUAGGUUUUGUUGGUUUCGACCUAUCUAAGUUUGGGAAGUUUCUUAAUGUGGUUUGUAUGAUCUUCUGAAUCAUACACUUUUUUCUACCUAUUGAAGUUUUUAUGUUUACAUAUUAGUUGAAGCUUCAUAUUGGUGAUCUUAGUUUUCCA
Messenger RNA from Macadamia integrifolia, 2126 nucleotides. RefSeq names its product truncated FRIGIDA-like protein 1. The coding region runs from base 268 to 1887 and encodes 539 amino acids. Lineage: Eukaryota; Viridiplantae; Streptophyta; Magnoliopsida; Proteales; Proteaceae. The transcript is spliced from 3 exons. The record is from RefSeq and is a predicted model, not a curated record.